CCCGACGGUCACAUGUUUCCUUUGUUAUGAGCAAGACUGGUGGUGGCUCGAGGAGACAGCGGCGCUGCAGGGACCGCGGGGGUCGCCGCUCGUGCCGCUUCCAGCCUGCGCCGAGAGGUGUGAAAAUUUAAAUAACACGAGUACUUUGCCUGGGGCUUUGGUCAAACAAAUGCUGAGAAGCUACAUAAAGAAGAUCCCUCGGAGCCAUUUCUCAACAAUUAUAUAGUCAACUGAUGUAACAAUGGUACUAAUAUUGGGACGCAGAUUAAACAGAGAGGAUCUUGGGGUGCGUGAUUCCCCAGCAACUAAGCGUAAAGUUUUUGAAAUGGACCCCAAAUCUCUGACAGGUCAUGAGUAUUUUGACUUCUCUUCAGGAUCAUCCCAUGCUGAAAACAUCCUCCAGAUAUUUAAUGAGUUCCGAGACAGCCGCUUAUUCACAGAUGUUAUUAUCUGUGUGGAAGGCAAAGAGUUCCCGUGCCAUCGAGCUGUCCUCUCAGCCUGUAGCAGCUACUUCAGAGCCAUGUUCUGUAACGACCACAGGGAGAGCCGAGAGAUGCUGGUGGAGAUCAACGGCAUCUUAGCCGAAGCCAUGGAGUGCUUUCUGCAGUACGUGUAUACUGGGAAGGUGAAGAUCACGACGGAGAAUGUCCAGUAUCUCUUCGAAACCUCCAGCCUCUUUCAGAUUAGUGUUCUCCGUGACGCUUGCGCCAAGUUCUUAGAGGAGCAGCUUGAUCCUUGCAACUGCUUGGGAAUCCAGCGUUUCGCCGACACCCACUCACUCAAAACACUCUUCACAAAGUGCAAGACCUUUGCCUUGCAGACUUUCGAGGAUGUGUCCCAGCAUGAAGAGUUUCUCGAGCUUGACAAAGAUGAACUUAUUGAUUACAUCUGUAGUGAUGAACUUGUUAUUGGUAAGGAAGAGAUGGUUUUUGAGGCAGUCAUGCGCUGGGUCUACCGAGCGGUUGAUCUGCGAAGACCGCUGCUCCAUGAGCUCCUGACGCACGUCAGGCUUCCUCUCUUGCACCCCAACUACUUUGUUCAGACAGUUGAGGUGGACCAGUUGAUCCAGAAUUCCCCUGAAUGCUAUCAGUUGCUGCAUGAAGCAAGACGGUACCACAUACUUGGCAAUGAAAUGAUGUCCCCAAGGACUAGGCCACGCAGGUCUACUGGCUACUCGGAGGUGAUAGUUGUGGUUGGCGGCUGUGAACGCGUGGGAGGAUUUAAUCUUCCAUACACUGAGUGCUAUGAUCCCGUAACAGGAGAAUGGAAGUCCUUGGCCAAGCUUCCAGAAUUCACCAAGUCAGAGUACGCUGUCUGUGCACUGAGGAAUGAUAUUCUUGUUUCAGGUGGAAGAAUCAACAGCCGGGAUGUCUGGAUUUAUAACUCACAGUUGAAUAUCUGGAUCAGAGUUGCUUCUCUAAAUAAAGGCAGAUGGCGUCACAAAAUGGCUGUCCUUCUUGGUAAAGUAUAUGUUGUUGGCGGUUACGAUGGGCAAAACAGACUUAGCAGCGUAGAAUGUUAUGAUUCCUUUUCAAAUCGUUGGACAGAAGUUGCUCCACUUAAAGAAGCCGUGAGCUCUCCUGCGGUAACAAGCUGUAUAGGAAAAUUGUUUGUGAUUGGUGGAGGGCCUGAUGAUAAUACUUGUUCUGAUAAGGUCCAAUCUUAUGACCCAGAAACCAAUUCUUGGCUACUUCGUGCAGCUAUCCCCAUCGCCAAGAGGUGCAUAACAGCAGUCUCUUUAAACAACCUGAUCUACGUUGCUGGUGGACUGACCAAGGCCGUGUAUUGUUACGAUCCAGUCGAAGACUACUGGAUGCACGUACAAAACACGUUCAGCCGGCAGGAAAACUGUGGUAUGUCUGUUUGUAAUGGUAAAAUCUAUAUCCUGGGUGGAAGACGGGAAAAUGGAGAAGCCACAGAUACUAUUCUCUGUUACGAUCCUGCGACAAGUAUCAUCACAGGAGUGGCUGCGAUGCCCAGACCAGUGUCCUACCAUGGCUGUGUGACUAUUCAUAGAUACAAUGAGAAAUGCUUUAAGCUCUAGCGAUACCUCACACGAGAAGCCAAUGCCAAUCCAAGAGGAGAGUUUUUAAAACGACCAUGUGCGAACACAACUUUGUGCCAUCUGCAAAAAAGAAAUAAAUAAUCCUGUUGCCUUUCUGACCCAAACACCAGACUUCAAGCUGUCAAAUGUCAGUCCGUUUCUGAAGUGGGGUGGGGUGGGUUACAGUGAGCCAGGGCCCGCGUCUACCCCAGCACCCAGAAGGCAGUUUCUAUACUCUUGAGCCCAGCCUGGUCUGCAUAAAAUGUUCUAGGCCAGCAAAAGUAAGAAUUUGGCCUAUGAUUAUACUUUUGCGUUUUUGAAAAACUAGGUGGGGUAGGCAGUAAUGCCCAGUGUAAACUUCUUAGGGAUUUGUGGACCCUCUUUCAGGAAUGUGUCCUGUUUUUGUCAGUUUUGUAGAAAAUAUUGCAUGACUGAAGCUUUAUUUAGGUUGAAUUGCCUGAUGUUAAGAAUGUUUAGAACUCAUUGUGAGGGGAGGAAAUGAGUUUGUUUGUUCGUUCCUUUUAACCAUUUAUUUAAGUUAUGUGCAUUGGUGGAAGGGGAUCAGAUCCCUUGGAACUAGAGUUACAGACAGUUAUGAACUGCCCUGCUAUGUGGGUGCUGGGAAUUGAACCCCAGAUCUCUGGAAGAACAGACCGUGCUCUUAACCACUGAACCAUCUCUCUCCAGCCCCCAGAAAUGAGUUUUAAAUAUCUGUCACGGACUUUAUCCCUGCCGGUUAAUUUUAUUGAAGGCUUUUUGGGGUUUUGUUUGUUUUUUCCUAAUUAUAAAAGUGUAGUAACAAUUCAGCUACCAUAAAACACCAAAUUUUAUGACUGUAUAGACUGUUCUCUGAUAUUAAAUACUUUGUGAGCUUAUGUAGGAGAUAGAAAAGUAAGAAAAUUUAAAUUGUACAUUAGUCCCUAAGGAAAAAUUAAAGUAACUAUUGAAAAAAAA
Molecule: messenger RNA, 2998 nt
Organism: Rattus rattus (black rat)
Lineage: Eukaryota; Metazoa; Chordata; Mammalia; Rodentia; Muridae
Gene: Klhl24
Product: kelch like family member 24
Exons: 8
Coding region: 242-2044 (600 amino acids)
Molecular function (GO): protein binding
Source: RefSeq, a predicted model, not a curated record